This is a messenger RNA of Rodentolepis nana, 2238 nucleotides long. The record is from the annotation of a GenBank genome assembly. NCBI's taxonomy places the organism in Eukaryota, Metazoa, Platyhelminthes, Cestoda, Cyclophyllidea, Hymenolepididae.
AUGAGCUUCUAUCGUACAGCUACUAUCCUACUUUUCAUCGGAUCUCUUUUUUGUACAUGUAGUGCAUUGAAUGAAAAUGACACCGCUGAGAAUCCAGCCGAAGGUGGUGUUAAGUUGGCAGCGUGGCACUUGAACGAAUUUCAACAAUAUUUUUGUGUCAUUUUAACCAUCCUCUUUAUCAUUUUAUUUAAAAUGUACUAUCCGAAAAUUCCUUACGUUCCUCAGUAUAUUCCACAAUCAUUAUUACUCAUCGUUAUCGGCGUUAUUUUCGGAGCCAUCCUAAAUGCAAUUACUGAAACACAUCUUGAUAAAACAUUUUGGAAACUGAGUCCGAAUAUGUUCUUCCAUUUCUUACUACCACCUAUUGUUCUGGAUUCUGCGUACAGUUUGUAUAAUCGAACGUUUCUGGAUUACCUCGGCAGCAUUCUAAUCUAUGCUGUUGUUGGUACCAUCUUGAAUUUCUUGGUUAUCGGUCCGCUAAUGUACGGUUUGUACAUGGCAGGUGCAAUGGGGAGCGGGGCUCUAGAAGUCUCCUUCAAUUCAUACCUACUUUUUGCAUCACUUAUUGUUGCUGUUGAUCCUGUCGCUGUUCUGGCUGUCUUUCAAGAUAUCGGUGUCGAACCUGGUCUCUACUACAUGGUGUUCGGUGAAUCUCUUCUUAAUGAUGCCGUUACUGUCGUCCUUUAUCGUAUCAUGAGUGAAUUCGUCGGGCUUACCCAUAUUGAAGGCGUCCAAAUUGCUCUUGGUAUAGGGUCAUUUUUUACUAUUUCCCUCGGUGGUUUGAUCAUCGGUGUACUUAUUGGUGUCAUUAGCAGCCUCUUUACACGAUGGACUGGACAUUUUGGCUGCUUUCUCACAAUAAUGCUGGCCUAUUUUUCGUACAUUUUUGGUGAAUGUCUUGGAUGGUCUGGAAUCAUUUCAAUGAUUGGAUGUGGCUUAGUUCAAGCUGACUACACUUUCCACAAUAUCUCAUCCAGUUCACUUACGUCUAUUCACCUGGUAAUAAAGGAAAUAGCAGAGGUCAGUGAGGCUUUUAUCUUUUUUCUUAUUGGUGUUCAAUUGUUUUCUGCUGAAAUUGAAUGGGACACAGGAUUUUGCCUUUGGGGUAUUGUCGUUUGUCUUGUUGCGCGAAUAAUUGUCACAUUUGCUCUUACUUAUUUAAUCAACGUGAUUAAUUUGAACAACCUCAAAAUAACUUUUAAACAACAGAUAAUUCUUGUAUAUGGCGGUUUGAGAGGAGCUGUAGCUUUGUCCCUUGCUCUGCUAGUGGAAUACGAUAAUUUGGGUCUCAAUGGUACCCAAGUAAGAAAAGUAAUUGUAACAGCGACUCUAUUCAUUAUUCUCUUUACUGUCGGAUUCAUGGGUCUGACUAUGAAACCACUGGUCAAGCUAUUAAAAAUAAAGCUGGCUGGUAAAGAAGAACUCUCCAUCUUCGGUGACCUGAAUGGAAAUAUUCUGGAUCAUGUUCUAGCUGGCAUGGAAGCAAUUAUUGGGUCAAAUGGUCGCAAUAGAGCUCGGGUCUUCUUCACACGCCUUGAUGACAAAUACAUCCGGCACAUCCUUCAAAGAGAUCCUGAGACACACGAUGAAAAAAUAGUCAGAACCUAUGAAAGUAUUGCUCUUAAGCUUCAUUAUGCGACCAUUAAACCUAGUAAAUCUUCUGCAUAUUUGGAAGGCCUUCCGGAGAUUAUUCGGCAGAAGCAUUUCCAGGAAAGUGGUGAUUCUAUUAUCCAUCUUCCGUCUCUUGCUGUAAACAUGUCAGACCCAAGAUUGCUCGACUAUUUCACAAGUGCCAAUGUCCAGUCGUCUGAUUCUCUUGACACACUUCACGAUGGUAAGGUCAAAUUUGCAGAUACCUCUCGGCUUGACGACGAAAAGCAGUACGUAGAUCCCAAUUGGCGACGUAGAAGUAGCGCAUUUGAUGCUUCUAGGAAAGAAGAAUUUGAGAGGCAAUACAUCAGUGUGCUUAAGUCGAAAGCUAAAGCAUCCAGAUUCCUCAGACAUAGAAGGAAGUUCUCAAAGUCGAAAAUGCACAGUGAAAAGGAUGAAUAUGACCCAGAACAAUAUAUAGAUGCUCAAACUGCCGCAAACACGGCUUUAAAUCGCGUCAACACCCAACCAGAUCGUAUUGCUACACCGUCGUCCAGUGCGAGCAACUCCGCCAUACCUCCAAGAGAUUAUCCAAAUAACUCCACUCGGGUUACCACGCCUAAAUUCCAAAUUGGAGAUGAUGAAUAA